Messenger RNA from Cuscuta campestris, 1339 nucleotides. The record is from the annotation of a GenBank genome assembly. NCBI's taxonomy places the organism in Eukaryota, Viridiplantae, Streptophyta, Magnoliopsida, Solanales, Convolvulaceae.
UAGAUGAAAAUAAUUAUUACUACAAUCAUUUAAUAGAAUGGACAAAAGAAAGAGAUAAUGCUAUUAAUUUUUUUGAGGCUUUAUUUGAAGAACUUCAAGGAAUAUACGGUAAUGAAUCAGAAGAAACAGCACCUCCUCUGCCCCACCCAAAGCAAAAAAAGACAACAUCCCAACAUCCACUCUGUUGUCACACUCCUUGAUAUUCGUGCCAAAAUCAAAGUGGACAAAGAGGGGGAAGCAGAUCCGUUAAUCCCUGCCGUUGUCACUGUUCCGGCGGCCACCACCACCACACCGUUUCCGUUUCAGAACCCUAACAAUGCAGGUCCGAUCACAAAUCCGGUCACAACGCCGCCUGCCAGUACUAAUCCUCCUCUGUCACCCGCCGUCUUCGCUCCGCCGGCGGCAACCAAUCCGCCGGGCGGCCAGACCUGGUGCGUGGCUAAACCCGGAUUAUCCGAUUCUAGUCUGCAGCCGGCGCUGGAUUACGCUUGCGGACAAGUGGAUUGCAAAGAGAUUCAGCAGAACGGGAGGUGUUUCAACCCGAGCACUGUGCAGAGCCACGCCUCGUUCGCCUUUAACGCCUAUUAUCAUAAGAACCCGUCGCCUGCUAGCUGCGAUUUCGGGGGGACUGCCGUGAUCACCUACGUAAAUCCGAGCUCUGACAGUUGUGUGUACCCAACAACAUCAGGAUCAACUUCAUCUCCAUCACCAGUCCCUCAAAUGCCACCACCACCUACAACUUCAUCAGUUCCAGUUCCAGUUCCAACACCAACAACAGCAGUUCCAACUCCUAUUAUGUCUCCAACUACCACAACAUCUUCACCUCUUCCAGGAGGAGUGCCCAGCACGGGGACGUUCCCGCCCGUGUUUCCAAACAUGACCAAUCCUACUAUUCCCAUCAUCACUCCUACCGGGCAAAUUCCUGGCAUUUCUCCAGCCAGUACUUCCACAUCUACCCUUCUGCAACCCGUCCUUGGUCCCGUCUUUCUGAUGGUCUCAUCCAUCUGUUUUGGGACACUUGUUUUGAAAAUCUGAGAGUGGGAAAUCCUGUCUGACCCAAUGUUACAAAAUUGGGUUUUGGCUCUCUUGUCCUAUGUACAGUACCUUUGGAGGAGAAAUACAACCUUAGAUUGAGGUUUCCAGCACUCUUUGAUCUUUCACAUUGUUUGUAGGGAUUAUGUUAUGACUUGUGACUGUUGCAGAUUGGAGACUUUAGUUUAUCAGUGGAUUUAUUAUGUCUUAAAAGUUGUGAGUUAUGUAAAUCAAAUUCUUAUUACACUUCUCUUAUCUCUUUUCUUGAUUUGGAAACAUAUAGUAGUAGUAAACCUUUAGAAAUGAU